Molecule: messenger RNA, 312 nt
Organism: Habropoda laboriosa
Lineage: Eukaryota; Metazoa; Arthropoda; Insecta; Hymenoptera; Apidae
Product: histone H4
Exons: 1
Coding region: 1-312 (103 amino acids)
Biological process (GO): nucleosome assembly
Cellular component (GO): nucleosome
Molecular function (GO): structural constituent of chromatin; DNA binding; protein heterodimerization activity
Source: RefSeq, a predicted model, not a curated record
AUGACUGGUCGAGGAAAAGGUGGAAAAGGUUUGGGAAAGGGAGGUGCAAAGAGACAUAGAAAAGUACUGCGUGAUAAUAUUCAAGGAAUCACCAAGCCGGCUAUUCGACGACUGGCAAGAAGAGGUGGCGUUAAAAGAAUUAGUGGCUUGAUUUACGAAGAAACACGUGGAGUUUUGAAAGUAUUUCUUGAAAAUGUUAUUCGAGAUGCUGUUACGUAUACAGAACAUGCAAAGAGGAAAACCGUGACAGCGAUGGACGUAGUUUAUGCAUUGAAGCGCCAAGGCAGAACACUCUACGGUUUUGGUGGUUAA